This is a messenger RNA of Limanda limanda (common dab), 1008 nucleotides long. Its product is annotated as tetratricopeptide repeat protein 31-like. Gene Ontology annotation, molecular function: protein binding; RNA binding. The coding region runs from base 1 to 1008 and encodes 335 amino acids. The transcript has 12 exons. The record is from RefSeq and is a predicted model, not a curated record. Lineage: Eukaryota; Metazoa; Chordata; Actinopteri; Pleuronectiformes; Pleuronectidae.
AUGCAGCCUCCUCUCAGUCUUCACUCAGCCGAUGGGUGCUUGGAAAUCAGCAGUGACUGGAACAACCACAGCUCUUCUCCUGGUGGUCGUCCUCCUCGCUGUCUUCCUGUUGAUCAGGAGCCAGAGCUGGACGUCAGCAGCGCAUUCGUGGCCAACGCCGCCAGCCACAUCAAACUCAAAGGCCCGAGGAGCAGAGGGCUGCAGAUCACCACAAAGAACAAGGAGAACAAGGCCAGGACCAGCCAGGGCGAGGACACAGAAGAAAUGAAGAGGAAGGGAGAGUCUCUGACAGAACAGGGCAUUGAGAUGUUUGGGCGGGGCUGGUACAGCCAGGCAGUCCACAUGUUUACAGAAGCCAUCUACUGUGACCCUAAGGACCACAGGUUCUACGGGAAUCGCUCUCACUGUAACUUGUGUCUGGGGCGGCACUGCGCCGCCCUCAAGGACGCUCAGAGGUCAAUCGAGCUGGCUCCCGAUUGGCCGAAGGGAUUCUUCCGUAAGGGUAGUGCUUUGAUGGGGUUAAAGCGGUACAAAGAGGCGGAGAAGGCCAUGGUGCAGGUGUUAAAGUUGGAUCAGCACAUUGACGAGGCGUCCAGUAAACUCGUCAGCUGUCGGGUUCUGCAGCUCAUGGAUAUGGGUUUUGAGGAGGAGCAGAGUAAACUUCUGCUGGAGAAGUUCAGCACGGUUCAAGGCGUCCUCAAGUCCUCUGAGGCCAAAGCACUGAAGCAAACAUCUCUGCAGGAGAAGAGUGGGAGCUGUCCCUCUCUGUGGGUUGGGAACAUUACACUAGAAGUUACAGAGAAAGACCUCCGGGAGAUCUUCAAAAUGUUUGGUGAGAUAGAGAGCGUCAGAGUUCUUCACGAACGCUUCUGUGCCUUCGUCAACUUCAAGAACGGCAACAUGGCUGCCAGAGCCCUGGAGAAGCUGCAGGGGGUGGAGCUGGGGAGCGCCAAGCUGGAGGUCCGGUACCCGGACUAUUGGCUCCAGCGGACUCUUCCCUCCACAUAA